Molecule: messenger RNA, 447 nt
Organism: Lactuca sativa (garden lettuce)
Lineage: Eukaryota; Viridiplantae; Streptophyta; Magnoliopsida; Asterales; Asteraceae
Source: RefSeq, a predicted model, not a curated record
AAGUAAUUCAUCUUGAUUCGUGUUUGAGUAGUUACCAUUAGUCAUAAUAUAGUAUUGCAUAUUCUCUUUCCUUCCUUCACCACCAUGGCUGUGCAAAAUGAUCUAUGCAUUCCAGUUUCUAAUGACAAAUCUGAACAAGAACAUGGCAAAGUCUCUGUUGCAUCUUUAAUGAUGGGUGUUGGAGCUGUUAAACAAGAUGUUAGAGCCAUGAUUACUUCUACAGGCUUAGUUGCAGGUGCAUGCAGGAUGGUGAUAGGUGAGUUUUUUUCAGUCUACUCCCAACAAGAUGUAGAUGUGGCUCAGAUGAAAAGAGAGACCACUAUUGCAGGAAAUGAGAAAAGUUUCCAUCUGUAUGGAUCGAGUUAUUAUAUGUUUUACUUGCUUUAGUAUAUAUAUAUUUAGGAUGAAAAAGGGUAUAAUAUAAACAUGAUUAUGGUUUUGUUUACA